GUCAUGAGGGUCGAUUAUGUCCGGUGGUAUCAGAAGAAGGGUGAGGAGAUGGUGACGUGCGAUCCGCCGGGGUUUGAGACGACUAAGUAUAUCGAGGAGCAUAAGGUGGCGUAUACGAAUCCGAAUCUGACGGUAUGUGGAAGCUUAUCUUGUGGGAAUGAGGGGAGGUGGCUAACGUGCAGUAGAAGUGGGAUCAGACGGGGUUCCCGUGGCCGAAGCACAAGUUGAACAGCGAUUGUGGAAAGCCUUGAAUCUUCCCCCACUGGCACAUAGACAUCACGGACACCAUAGCUGCAUAAGGGCCGAAAUUCCAGUUCCGAGCGACAAGCUUCUUCGACGGUGCAUCCCUGACGCCGCCCAGGUACCGUACCAUUUCGACAAGUUACCUUCGACCUGGGCAACCGCCCACCAGAAAUGUAAACGCCAUCAUGAUGGAUGCCCUCAGUGCCCAGGCGCGAUACGUACAUCUCGCCGCAGCUCUCAUCGCUCGCCGCACGUCAAGAAGAACCCUUAAAACACGCGACCGCUUCCCGCGCACUACUCACGUCCGGGAGCGCUACACACCCGACUACCUCCUAUCCAUCCCACUCCUCACCUACCUCUCCCUCUUGGAUAGCCCAGCCCAGACAGACGGCCAACAUCUCUCCGCUGUACAUACCACACACAACCCUUAUCGCAUGCAUACAUACAUUCGACCCGGCGUUCAGCGCUACUCCUCCAUGCAUUCGACACAUUCAACCACAUUUCCUUUUUAUAUCCACUUAUAUCAUAUAAUCCACACAUCUCUAAUCACGCCGUAUCCACCCUUCAUCUCCCUUCCAAGCCCCCUUUCUAUCUCAUCCGCGCACAACAACAUUUACGGUACUAUCUGUGCAGAACGGCGGCGCGUGGCGUUAUCUAUUGUUUCUGGGUACUUUAUGAUCGUUUCGUUUCGAACUUGGUUUAUUGCGGAGAAGGGAUUGGUGGGGGGAGGGGGGAGAAAGUAUAAGGGCGGCAAUGUCGCACAGGAAUGAACAUAACAGCGUAAUGUCUAUAUAAUGCGUAUGUGCAGCACAUCCAGUCCUCGCAAUGUACUUAUCAACACCAACCUAUCAUACCGUAUAUGUAUAUAUGCUCCGUUUUAGCACAAUUAGUAAUAGUCGUAGCAUGGGAAAACAACGCAGUCAUCUCGCCCACAUUUAAUCAAAUCAAAUCAAAAUC
Molecule: messenger RNA, 1200 nt
Organism: Westerdykella ornata
Lineage: Eukaryota; Fungi; Ascomycota; Dothideomycetes; Pleosporales; Sporormiaceae
Exons: 1
Coding region: 429-1013 (194 amino acids)
Source: RefSeq, a predicted model, not a curated record